Nicotiana tabacum (common tobacco) is the source of this 774-nucleotide messenger RNA. NCBI's taxonomy places the organism in Eukaryota, Viridiplantae, Streptophyta, Magnoliopsida, Solanales, Solanaceae. The record is from RefSeq and is a predicted model, not a curated record.
UCUAUCUUAAAAUACAGUAAACUACUCAUUAGGUGCACAAAUUUUCCCAGCUUGACCUCUGCAAAUCUCAAUUUUAUCCUUCUGACGAGCACCAAUUUUCCUUCUUCCUCACUAUUUCACUCCAUCACCUACCAAUGCAUUCCACUUUACAUACAUUUAUAUAUUCAUAAACCCUAAAAAAUUCCUCUUAAAGAGCCCAUUUUUUUUUGUUUCGUUUGAUUUUCGGUGUAAUUUUAUUUUGUUAUUAUGUAUAGAUCGGGAGCUGUAAUGGCAUGGAACGUAUUCAGAUUUUGUACGGCCUUACGAGGGCUCGGUUCGAUCAUGAUCCUUUUAGUUAUGGGAGUUGUGGGAGUUACUUAUUACGCCAUCGUUUUGACUAAUUAUGGGCCGUCCCUUGCUAGCAGUGGCGGUCUCCUUGAUGCCCUCAUCGUUUUUUUAGUACUCGUCAUAUUCCAUUGUCUGUUGGUGAUGCUUCUGUGGUGUUAUUUCUCCGUUGUUUUUACUGAUCCUGGUAGUGUGCCUCCAAAUUGGAGGCCAGAAUUGGAUGAAGAAAGAGGGGAAGCUGACCCGUUAACUGCAUCAGAAUUUGGGGCUUCGCCAGCUGACUCGGGGAAUCCAAGAAUACGUUUUUGUAGAAAGUGCAACCAGUUAAAACCGCCUCGGUGUCAUCACUGUUCUGUUUGUGGAAGGUGUGUGCUAAAGAUGGAUCAUCAUUGUGUGUGGGUUGUCAACUGUGUUGGAGCAUUAAACUACAAGUAUUUCCUUCUCUUCUUG